Molecule: messenger RNA, 1609 nt
Organism: Lucilia sericata (common green bottle fly)
Lineage: Eukaryota; Metazoa; Arthropoda; Insecta; Diptera; Calliphoridae
Product: ribonuclease kappa
Exons: 3
Coding region: 204-491 (95 amino acids)
Molecular function (GO): RNA endonuclease activity
Source: RefSeq, a predicted model, not a curated record
CCACAACAUACGAUCCACCACCAACUUCAGGCAUAUUUCUUAGUAAGAGAACAACUGUCACAUGAUUUUCACCUGACUGACAUUUUUCUUCGCGAAUUUCUUCAAUAAGUUAAACGACGAAAAAAAUAAUAAGGAUUUUCCCUUUGGAAAAUUAUAGAAAUUCAAACGAAAUUUGUUGGUCUAAUUAAAAAAACAACAUCAAAAUGAAAAUCUGUGGUCCCAAACUAUCCCUCUGUGGCUUGAUUAUCUCCGUUUGGGGUAUUAUUCAAUUGGUUUUGAUGGGUUUGUUCUUUUACAUUCACAGCGUAGCCUUGAUUGAAGAUUUGCCCAUUGAGGAAGAAUAUCACAGCUUGGAGGCUUUCUAUACAGAUGCCAAUGCUGCUUAUAAUCAGAAUGCCUACAAUUGUUGGAUUGCUGCUUGUAUUUAUGUCUUGACUCUGUUGCUCUCUGCCCAACAGUUCUAUGUCAACAGUAGAGUAACUGCCAACUAAAUAUCAUAAAUACAAAACAAUAAAAUAAUCGUCAAAUGCACAUCCUUUUUCUACCAUGCCAACCUGCAGUGUUUGAAGGAAAAUCAAUUUACACAAAUCGAACAUCAUCAUGAACAGUUUUAAUUUAUAGUCGUCGUUUUUUUAAUAAAAAAAAACUCUGCUCAGGUUGGGAAAAAGUUCAAAAAGCAUGUAGACGUUUUUAGUUGCAAUCACCUCUUCUCCAACAAACCUAAGCAGCAACAUCUUGAAACCACCAUAAGAUAAUAAAAGAAAACAAUGACGAUCAUCAUUAUUAGUUAGUUUUAAUAACAACAACAUCUUAUUAAAUUUCUUUAAAUUCAAUAAAAAACAUGUGUAUUUUUAUUAACAUCUUUAAUUUGGUAAAUUGUUAACAUGUUUUUGAAAAUUGUUUAAUGUUUUUCUUUUUGUGCAUGUGAUUUUCUUUUUUUAUUUCUAUUCUAUUCAAGAAAUUGAAUAAAAACCAAUUCUACAUUCCUUAAGAUCGUCAUUGCUUAGCGUCCUAAUAAUCAUUAUUGUCAGAGUUUUCAAAGUAUUUUUUUUCUCUUUAAGUUAAUUUGUUUUAAUUUUUCAUUUUUUUUUGUUUAAUUAAUUUUAGUAAUUGUUGUUUAAAAAAGAAAACAUUAAAAAAACUUUAAAAUGACCUAAAAAAAUAUACAAAAACUCAUCUUUUCUGUUUAAAAUUAUUUAAAAUCAAGUGUUAUUAUAAAAAUAUUUGAAAAUAAACUAAUAAAUUCAAAAUUUAAUAUUAAUUCUUAAAACAAAAAGCUAUUGUAAAAUUUUUUCUUAAAAAAUAAAACAAAUGUGUAUUUAUCUUGUUUUCGAAUAUGUAUUUGUACUUGUGUGUGUGUGUUUUACAAAAAUUUUACAAUACCAUUUUGCCUUAAAUUUUAAAGACUUUUUGUUAAAUUUUGUAUUUAUUUGUUUAAUUUUUUCCCAACUGUUAAGAACAAAACGUCGUUUUCAUCCCUUUUUUUUGCAGAAAGAUAAAUGUUUAUGUAUAUUAUUUUAAGCGUUAAAUAGUAAAAAAUUUAAUUGUAUAAUUACUGGUGUAUAUUCAAUAACAUGAAAUAACUUUAAUAAAAACUAUAUAUAUUAUA